Messenger RNA from Amphimedon queenslandica, 1545 nucleotides. RefSeq lists its product as uncharacterized. The transcript is spliced from 4 exons. Lineage: Eukaryota; Metazoa; Porifera; Demospongiae; Haplosclerida; Niphatidae. The record is from RefSeq and is a predicted model, not a curated record. The coding region runs from base 49 to 1356 and encodes 435 amino acids.
AGAAGGCAGCUGUGUAAACAGUCCCGUGUAAAGGCAGAGAUACAGAAGAUGCCUCAAAGACAGCUCACCACUGCUUGUCAACUAUUGAUGACAUUAGGUAUACUCUUUUCUCAAUGCCCUGCAGGGAGAGCAAGCUGUAAUGAAAAUAGCCAGCUAGCAAGGUUUAAAAAUGCAGCAACACUAACAAUGCCAGGAGCAGAUAUCAGUGCAUUAUCAAUAGUCACUGGGCAGUCAGUUCAGUUGCAAUGUCAGAGUAAAUGUGGGAGUCUACAGUGGCUAUUAGACGGAGGAAACAUCAACAACCAACAAGAGAACACUCACCAAACAGUGUACAUGGCAAACUGUCAGGGACAGAGCGAGUGUAGGGACAGAAACUUUAUAUUCUGCGACGAAAAUCAGAGCCUGAUAGACCUAGGGCCCCUGACCAGUAACCUCACGAUAACAUUCCGUUCUCCAGGAGUACAUGUCCUGCAAUGUGAAGGAAUGCUGCAGGGACUAAGCUAUGGAACACUGGGACGGUUCCAUUAUCACAGCAGAGUGGUCCUGAUAAAUGUGACAAAGAACAACACGGAAGGAGAAGACCUGGCCUCCGCUACAACAGAGCCCAGUCACACAGAAGCCGUUGAACCAUCAGCAACAGCAGCAAGAGGAGCAAGAGCUUCUUCGGCUGACACAAUCAUAUCAGAUCCUCUUCCUUCUUUCUCUAACAUUCAAAAAACUACAGCAAUGUGCAUUCCAUCUAUCACUACAGUAUCACAUUGUCCUUUAAACACUAACUCAAUAAUGAGCACUACUCCAGCUGUUUCAACUACUGUUACUACUACACAUUCCUUCCUUUCUUCUUGUUCAGUGACUAUCACAACUACCCAAUCCUCUGCAGUGUCAUCGUGCAGUGCUACAAUAGGAGGUGGUAUCAAUGUAGUCGGUGACAGGCUAAUAAACAAAGACCCAACCUCUCUAGCAAUGACAGGAACAAUCGGACUAUUACUAAUACUAACAGUCAUUGGGUGGGUAGCGUGUUUGAUUGCAACGUGUAAAAUAAAAAGGACGAAAGGAGGAAGAGGUGUAUACCGCGUCCAUAACUUCCCAAUUAUAAACCAGGACGACGAGAACGGGACCAUAAAGAGCACUACAUGUGAAACAAGGAGAACUCUGGCCCAGCCCAACCGUUAUACCACAGUACACCUCCGAUCGUCGCACGAGAGCGUCAGGUCUAUGCAUAAAAGCAUGACCCCACCUGCUUUACUCCAAACUCCACCCAGGGAGUCGGUCCUCAGACAGGGGAGUGUGGAGGCAUACACUGUCAAUGUUAACAAAGAAAGGGAGCCAAUUCAGAAGAGGGAGAGCUUAUUAUAAAGAUGUACAAUAAACGCUAUAGACAUACAAUAUACUAGCUGGCUUCGUUGAUCACAACAUUGUGUAUAAUGUUUACAUGUUAUCUUAGUAUAUUUCAGUAUAUUUUAGUAUAUUACCUGUACGUCAUUAUUUGUAAUUAGUACAUGUUGCGUCAUUAUGAUGUUUUGUUAUCACUUUUUACAUAAUAUA